Molecule: messenger RNA, 5784 nt
Organism: Mya arenaria
Lineage: Eukaryota; Metazoa; Mollusca; Bivalvia; Myida; Myidae
Product: dystroglycan 1-like
Exons: 5
Coding region: 641-3298 (885 amino acids)
Biological process (GO): muscle attachment; axon guidance; morphogenesis of an epithelium
Cellular component (GO): dystrophin-associated glycoprotein complex; sarcolemma; dystroglycan complex
Molecular function (GO): calcium ion binding; laminin binding
Source: RefSeq, a predicted model, not a curated record
CAUUUUGUAGAUGUUCAUAAUGAUAUAGCCAAACUGUUAUACUGUGUUUGACCGAUUGAACCGGACUGUUUCAGAUAUCCAUUCAAUUAGACGGUAGCUUAAGCGGCCUUAUAUGGUUGAUACAAGAAGACGGGACAUUGUGUUAAACGUGGGUAAGCAUACACACACAUGGAGGACUGAGUACUGGAUAUCACUGUGAACAUAGGAGCAUGGUGUUGCAUCUUGGAAGUACAUUAUAAGUCAGACCAGACUGACAGACAGAAUUAUUAUAUAUUCGGUGCUGUACAAGACAUGUUCUGAGUUUCAUGGGAUUGUUUCAAAAGAAGGCAGUGAAGGCAAUUUUGAUGAGCAGAAGAGGAGAACUUGCAUCUUGGAGCCAAGGAAACUGAACAAUUAAAGUUGGAAGCAAGAGUAAGGCAGUAGAAGCAGUGCACUCCAGCACCACUUGUAGGUCUACAGUCUCUACCGUGGUGUUUGUCACAAGGCAGCGGCGGCGAACGUGAUUCUGGGAUAGUUUGUUGCAAACCAAUACUGCUGAAGGCUACAGAUACAAUGCAUAGGCUCGAUGUGUUAUGAUAUUUAGUUCUGCUAGGAUUUAAUAUAAGUAAUAAUUGCAUAAGAAAGGAUUUAUUGUGACAAAAUGGAUGUAAAAAUGGGAGUGUCAGUGCUAAUGGUGGUGUUAUGUGGAUAUUUUUGGACAGUGAAUGGGCAAGCAUUGAAGUACAAUCCUAAAGUUUCUAGUAAUGGCCCAUCAUCAUCGAGCGAGCCUCUGUCAUUACAAUGGGGUAUUCCAGACUCCACAGCGUAUGUUGGCAAACUCUUCCGCUAUACGCUGCCCUCUGAUGCCUUCCAGGGAAACAUUGUCAAAUAUGACAUUACUGAGGCAGGCAAGCCCAGUCUCCCGUCAUGGAUGGUGUUUGACCCCCUGACCACUGAGCUAAAGGGUAUCCCGGCCCCCCAAGACAAGGGUGCCAUUUACCUGGAGGUGGAGGUCAAGGGCGAUGACAACUCACAGGCCACUGACGUCUUCUCUAUACAAGUGCUUGAGGACACCAAUGGGCAGAUUAGUACAAUAUCCUCGGGGGACAAACAGGAACCAAAGACUGUAAGGUGCAAACGAGAGGAGCCACAAACCAUGGUUACCAUAGUUGUGGAUUGUGACCUUGACUUGAUGCAUCCUAGUGAUAAAAUGAGUUUGCUGGAAAACAUGGGAGGCCAUUUGAGUAUAUCACCAGAAACCAUCAACAUUGUGCCUGUAGGGAACAAGCCCAUGUUUGAUAGCAGUGCCCUAGUUGUUGGAGCUGGAAACAUCAAGGAGCCCAAAACCUCUGGUGCUCUGUUGUCGUGGAUGAUAGGGUGUGGUCAAGUGAAGGAUGAACACAUGUCUAUACUCCACCAGGUGGAGGGGGCAGCAGCUAACGGAGACAUGAGUUCUGCCCUUGGCCAAGACAUUGUGGGAUGGCAUGUAACCAACACAAGGUUCCAGGCAAAACCCCGUAGGCGUAGGGCUGCUACAGCCACCCCUGUCAUCACUCCACCUGCACCCACCAAGGUCGUGGAGGUGACUACUACAGCCACUAUAGAGGCCUCCUCUGUACAGAUUAUGCCUACAAAAACAGUAGAAGUAAUGCCCACGAAGAUGACAGACAAACCCACUCCAAGCCCCACAACCACCACCGGCAUCCAGCCAUCAGAAACUGUGAAGAUGCCCAAGACAACCAUGCCAACAACAACAUCAACACUGCCUACAACCACCAGCACCACAGUGAAGACCACACCAACCACCACAAGUACUCUGAAGCCCACCACACCAAAACCAACUACACCAAAACCAACUACACCCAAACCUACCACCCCCAAACCCACCACCCCCAAACCCACCACCAAGCCCCCGACCAUGCCACCAAAGACAAAGAAGCCAACCCCUGCCCCGCUCUGCCCGCCAGGAAAUCGCAACAUCCCACCCAGGGUCAACAAUCCACCAGAGCCCAUUUUCCUUGAGGUUGGAGUCAAUUACAGGAAGAAACUGGAUGAGCUCACUUUCCUUGACUGCUAUGAUGACAAUACAAACAAUCUACUCAUUGAAGUCUUGGGUGAAUCCAAGACCAUGCUAAAUAAGGAUUUCUUUUUAAUGGUAAAACAGUCUAAACUUACAAAACCAUAUGUAAUUAUGGCAAAUCCUCUUGAAGACGAUAUUGGUGAAUAUAACUUAUUUCUAGAAGCAAUGAACUCUGAAGGGAAAUAUAACUCAAUAGACUUAACAGUGAAUGUAGUGAAAAGUAUGGUAGAGCUUCCCCCACCAAAUCAUGAACUCAGUAUGACACUUGAUGCAGAUUAUGAUCAAUUUAUGUCUGAUCUUAACAAUAGGGUGGAAUUGUCAAACAAAGUAGCUGGCAUUUUUGGGGAGAAAAACUCAAGAUCACUGACUGUGACAAGACUAGAGCGUGGCUCUGUGGUGUAUGCUUGGACAAAUAAUUCUGUUCCCUCUGGCUGUCCAGUAGAUGAACUCUCCAUGUUAGUUGGUAAAAUGUUUAAUGAAGAUGGCACGUUAACAGAUGAGGCUAAGGCAGCCAUGGACCCUUACACUGUUAACUCGGCAGCUGCUGCUCCUAUGGGGGCAUGUGAGGGAAAUCCAAACUUCCCCAGCCGAUCAAUGAUGAAAGAUAAGCCAAUCAUUACCAAAUCAAGUACCAUAAAACCCAAGACCACACAGAAACCAACAAUGGCUCCCAUAGAGGAACCUGAUGAUGUUGAUGUUGUUAUUGAUAAGACCACACCAGCAAAAAAACAAACUGAGAAAACAACAGACACAAAUGUUGCAGCAGCAGGUGCAGGAGGUGGUGGUGGCAGUGAUAUCUGGAUAACCACUGUCGUUCCAGCCAUAGUGGUGGUCAUUGUGCUCAUCAUAGCCCUCACAAUCGCCUGCUGUCUCUACAGAAAGAAGAGGAAGGGUAAGAUGAAGCUGCAGGAGAAGAAUGAGUUCUCCAACAAUAAAGGUGUGCCUGUUAUAUUUGCUGAUGAAUAUGAAGAAAAGCCAAAUGAAUCUACAAGACCGCUGAUAUUGGAAGAUGAAAAACCACCAAUGCCACCUCCAGAGUACCAGCGAGCCUCAAGUGAGACGAGCGGAAAUUCCAGUUCUACACAGCCCGUCGAUGAUCGAAUAGAGGAAAUAGAAAUGGAGGACACAAGUGAAAUGUCUCCCCUCUAUACCCCUCCCCCGCCAGUGACUGCUACUAGCAACAACAAGCCUCCACAUGUACACAGUUCUAGAGGCCCUCCACCUUAUGUGCCUCCGUAAUCACUUUCUAAAGAGUAUUCUUGAUUAAGCAUUUUCAUUAUUGAACACAUUAAAAACUGGAGAUGCUGAGAAUUCACUGGCUUUGUGCAGGUACAAGCCUUGAUAUGAGAAUGUUAAAUUAAAAACAAAGAAAUAGGGUUCAGUCUGAUGAUACAUAAGUGAUAUUUCAGCAAAUAAACUGCCUUAGUGCCAUUGGUUUUUUACGAUGAUAUUAUUCUGUGACUUAAUUGAAAGAAAACGAGGCCAGUGGAAUUAUACGGGGAACAAAUCUCCUUGUGCAUAAUAGUGCAUGAAGAUGACUAGCCUGUGUUCACAAAACUUUCGGGCCAAUGGUCUAGGGGAGAAAACUCAUGUCAGGAGUUUGGGAAUUAAGAGUUGUUUCCCUUUACAAGGUGCUGCGUGUUCUCCAUGUAAAUAAUAUUGCGAUUGUUGUUUGUGCUAUGUUUAUAGUUUCAUUUUACUUCAUUAAAUAGUUAGGACAGUUUAAAACCAUAGGAGGAAUGGGUUACCAUACCAAACAGUUCGAAUGAGGGAUGAAUGAAAAAUUGCUUUGUAAGAGUGAAUUGAUUUCAAAUAUUUAAAAAUUAGAACGUUCACUGAAAUGUUUUCGUUUGUUAAUAUACUUUUACCACAGUUUUAUAAAUGCAAAUGACUGUCAAUCAUUUGAGAUCUCUGUAUACAAACGUUUAUUUCUUAUUUUAAUCAUGAUGUUAUGACUUUGAUUUGAGAAUUAUAGUGAACACUUUCUUAUUCAAAACACUGUUAUCAGAGGUUGUGAAUUAUUAACCUACUAGGACAUAAUGUACAUGUCGUAUGUCCUUGUUUGAUACCAUUUGUUAAUGCUUGUUGCAAGUUUAAGGUUUAUAUUCUCUGUAAAGUGUAUCUGCUUGAUAGUCAGUUCUAAAAGUUUUAAUUCGGAAGAAUUUUAAGUCAGACUGAUUUAUAUGUACAUAUUUAGUACGUUUGUAUAUUUUGUUUCUGAUAGAAACAUAUGCAUAUUUUUCUUUAGUGUUGUGAAGUACUUUCAGUUAGUGUUAAAUGGUUGUGCUUUGGAAAUAAUUUAGUAUUAAGCCCCUUCAUGAAUAUUAAUUAUGCACCCGCCAUGAUCAUUUUAUGUAGUAGAUUUACAGUUUUACAUUUCAUGCAUUGAAAAAAAGAAAUUGUUAUUUUUUUUAAAUAACCAAUUAACCUAAACCAUUUUAAAACUCUGCUCCCACUGUAUUUUAUGUAUAAGUUGAUAUUGUCAUUUAUUUAAUUAAUAAUUCUGUUUUAUCUAUCAUAAAUCUAUUUAAGUUUAUUUUACACACUUAUUAACAAUACUAUACAGUUAAGUUAUAUUGUAUGUUUUAUAAUCAAUAUUACAGACUAUUUUUGAACAUGAUCUACAGCUGUUUACAAAGUGUAUGUUAUAUAGCUUGUGCAUGUACAAAAUCUCAUUUAAAUCUUAUUGUGACGUUCGCUUCAUUUCAUUGGGUUGUGUUACUAAGCCUAACAUAGCGUAACAUCAUGACACGUGAAUUGGGCAUUUGAUUUUAAUGAGAUCGAGUAUACAUAACGCUCUGUGGUUGUAAAGUGUGUAAAGGAUGAAACUGUGCAAGCCGAAACAAGGGUCCAUAUUUACGAACCCUCUCAAGGGUAUAGUGGACACAUAAAAACUUCAAAUCGUCAUUUCAUUGUAACUUUCCUUUUAACAGGUCAUUAAUUGUUAAAACUUUGCAGAUUUUUUUUUAAAUACUUUAGCCUUUACUAUGAUUAACAUAUAUUUUAAAAAAGGAAUACAAUACAGACAAUUUUUAUGUUGUUUAAUAUAACUGUUUUUCUGAGAGUUUGAGUGUAGACCUGGCCUUGAGGCUGCUCCUUGUCAUAGGUCCAGGUUAAAACACACUCUCCAAACCCAUCCGUUCAUUCAAUGCAGCAGUCAUCACAUAGCAAAUAAAGGGUCUGCCAUUGUACAUACUCGUACAUUUCUUGUUUUUUCUCAACGAAAUUGUUCCAUUUUUAGCUGUUAAAUCUUUAAAAAAGAAUGGUAGCAGUAUUUAUUUCAGAUGAUACAUAAAUUAUGACCAUUGAAACUGAUUAAAAAUGAAAAUAAAUAUAAAGUGAAUUAAAAUAUGAUAAAGAGUAAUGCUAACAAUUAUAUAUAUAUAUGUAUGCUCCGGUACUGAGAAAUAACCGAAAAACAUAGAGUCUUUCCGAGUCUCUCUUCUACCAAAAUCAGGUAAUGCAAGUAACUUAAAAGAUAAUAAGCCUCAACUUCCAACACCAAUUUUGACCACUGCAUUUUCAUAAAAUAAUCAUUAUAUAUUAUAGAGAACCUUUGACAUGCAUCUGCUACAUUAUAUAUUUCAUGGCCAGGAUGGAUCUGUUGCUUGUUACUUGAAAUGUUGAUGAUGUUUUGAUGUUUUAUUUUGAUUGUGGUUACCACAGCUGACAUGUCAAACUAUUACUGAUCACAUAUUUAUUCUCAGAAUAAAUUGUAAAACUUU